Molecule: messenger RNA, 6378 nt
Organism: Megalops cyprinoides (Indo-Pacific tarpon)
Lineage: Eukaryota; Metazoa; Chordata; Actinopteri; Elopiformes; Megalopidae
Product: ras-associated and pleckstrin homology domains-containing protein 1-like
Exons: 17
Coding region: 378-4640 (1420 amino acids)
Biological process (GO): signal transduction
Cellular component (GO): plasma membrane; cytosol
Source: RefSeq, a predicted model, not a curated record
GAAACGAGACGCGGCGAGCGCACGGCGAUCCCGACUCCCAGUCUGACUCAGAGCAUGGAGCUGGGAACGUGAGUCAAUGUGUCACUCCGCAAAUACGACUUCCAAAGCAACGGAGUGGACACAAGCCGUGAUAACCGUUUCCUCUCAAAACCAACACGCAUAAAUUGAUCUGAUUCCUGCCCGGACAACUGGAUUUGCGUCAACGUUUGCGCUGUUGUCUUUUUCCUUGGGAAACAGAAGUGGGACGCGUUUCUAACAGUCCACACCUCAAGGAUUUCUGACAGGAGGCAUUAACAGUUUGUCCACCUGUGAGAGGCCCACACCGGUCUGGACAUCUGUGGACCCUGAAUUGAAGGGAAGGGAGAUCAGAGCCAAAGAUGGAACAGCUUUCGGACGACGAGCUGGACCAUGCGGCGGAGGAGGACAGCGAUAAGGAGGAUCAGGACCUGGACAAGAUGUUUGGAGCCUGGCUGGGAGAGCUGGAUAAACUGACACAGAGUCUGGAUGAUGGGAGGCCAGAGAAAGUCCAGAAGGCCCCCCUGAGACAGGAGACCAACCUGGCCAACUUCUCCUACCGCUUCUCCAUGUACAACAUCAAUGAGGCGCUGAACCAGGGGGACCCAGUGGACCUGGACGCCCUCAUGGCAGACCUCUGCUCCAUCGAGCAGGAGCUGAGCAGCAUCGGCAAGCCCAACAGCGGGACGUCCCGGCUGACGGUGCCCGGGGAGGCCAAGCUGCGGCAGAAGCCGCCCGCGGGGCGCAGCGGGAGCGGCAGGCAGGGGGGCGGGGGGAGCAGCAGCGGGGGCAGCGGCAGCAGCAGCACCCGGGCCUCCCCCGCCUCCACGGUCCGGGGGGGCAGCGGCCACACCCGCCCGCUGGCCUCCAACUACUCCCUGGACGACAUCACGGCCCAGCUGGAACAGGCCUCCCUCAGCAUGGACGAGGCGGCCCGCCAGAGCUCGCCUUCCUCCUCCAUCUCCUCCUCCUCCUCCUCCACCCUGCGUCGGCCCUCGUCCUCCGCCCACCACCGGCGCACGGGCUCGGCCGGCGCCGUCAGCGACCGCGAGCUGCGCUCCAUCGCCCGCUCCUCCCGCUCCAGCAUCAACUCCGCCUCCGCCUCCGCCUCCAGCAUGGACUCGCUGGACAUCGACAAGCCGCUCAGACCCCCCGAGGUGGACGGCCUGCAGCAGCCCCCGCUGGGACAGGGACCGGGGCCGGGCCAGGAACAGGGCCAGAGCCAGCCCAGCACAGAGCAUGCAUCACUUCGAUGGCCCGGCGGUAAGCAGGCCAGGCGGCACCUUGACUUUUCCUCACAGGAAGUGGAUCUGAACACUCACUCCUAUCUGGACAGGGAAACCUCCCUGAUUCUGAAAAACAUUGCCGGAAAGCCCUCUCACUUGCUGACCAAGGAGGAACAGGCAGCCAAGCUGAAGGCAGAGAAGAUCAGAGUGGCUCUGGAGAAGAUCAAGGAGGCGCAGGUCAAAAAGCUGGUCAUCCGGGUGCACAUGUCGGACGAGAGCUCCAAGACCAUGAUGGUGGAUGAACGUCAAACAGUGAGACAGGUGCUGGACAGCCUGCUGGACAAGUCUCACUGCGGCUACAGCCCUGACUGGUCCCUGGUGGAGACCAUUACGGAGCUGCAGAUGGAGCGGAUCUUUGAAGACCAUGAGAACCUGGUGGAGAACCUGCUGAACUGGACCCGGGACAGCCAGAACAAGUUAAUGUUCAUUGAGCGCAUCGAGAAAUACGCCCUGUUCAAGAACCCUCAGAACUACCUGCUGGGGAGGAAGGAGACAUCUGAGAUGGCAGACAGGAACAAGGAAGCUCUGCUGGAGGAGUGUUUCUGUGGCAGUUCGGUGAGCGUACCGGAGAUCGAGGGUGUGCUCUGGCUGAAGGAGGAUGGGAAGAAGUCAUGGAAAAAGCGCUACUUCCUGCUGCGAGCCUCGGGUAUCUACUUUGUGCCAAAGGGCAAGGCCAAGGCAUCCAGGGACCUGGUGUGUUUCCUCCAGCUAGACCAUGUUAAUGUGUACUAUGGGCAGGACUACCGCAGCAAGUACAAGGCUCCCACUGACUACUGCCUCGCCCUCAAGCACCCUCAGAUCCAGAAGAAGUCUCAGUAUAUUAAGUAUCUCUGCUGUGAGGACGUUAGGACUCUCCACCAGUGGGUCAACGGGAUCCGCAUCGCCAAGUAUGGGAAGCAGCUGUAUGUGAACUACCAGGAGGCUAUGAAGCGCACAGAGGCGGCAUAUGAUUGGUCCUCCCUUUCCAGCUCCAGCAUCAAGUCCGGUUCCAGCUCUUCCAGCCUGCCUGAGUCCCACUCCAACCACUCCACCCAGUCAGACAGCGGCGUGUCGGACACCACCUCCUCGGGCCACGCCCGCUCUCAGAGUGUGGUCAGCUCCAUCUUCUCUGAGGCCUGGAAGAGAGGCACGCAGAUGGAGGAGAACACUAAGGUGAGGGCGGAGCCUGCCAGAGGAGCCGGUCCCCCUCAGACCCGCAGUAGCCUCACUCACGCCUCCCCACAGCCGUCUCCGCCCCCUCCACCACCUCCGCCCCCGCCCCCGCCUCCCCCGCUCCCCAACCCCACCCACCACUCCGCCCCCUGCCUGUUUAAGUACAGCACCAUCACCAGGCUGCAGAACGCCUCCCAGACCGGCAGCCACUUCAAGCCCCCUCCUCUGGGCCAGCAACAUGGGCUCCCCGCGCCUCCCCCGCAGUCUGGCAAGCCCCACGCCAACGUGCCGUCGGGGGCCAACGUCCCGCCCCCUCCCCCGCCCCCUCCUCCGCCCCCCAUGCCUGCCCCGGGCUCCGCCAUGGCCGUCCUGAAGCUGGGACCGCCCAGCCCCGCCCUGCCCCAGUUCACCCCCCCACCGCCCCCCCAAAUACAGCAGCCCCCGCCUCACACCCACCUGCAGAGCAACGGCAUGCCCCCUCCCCCUCCCCCAGCCCAGGUAAAGUACCCGUCUCUGAGCAGUAAUGGCCUGCAGCAGAUCCUCGCCCAGAAGUUCCCCAAUCUGCCCCAGGACUUCUCACCCCCCAUCAGCCAGGCCGAGUCGCCUCCGCCCCCUCCUCCCCCACCUCCGCCCCCUCCGCCUCCUCCCCCUGCCCCUGCACCCCCUCCUCCCGCCCCCGCACCCCCUCCGCUGCCCCCCCAACAAGCAGCUGCUCCGCCGCCUCCGCCCCCAGCUCUGGUUAAAAUCCCUCCUCAAACCGCGCCCAAACCGUGUGGCCCGGGUCUCCCUACAUCCCCUGUGUCUCCGCUCCCCCCUCCCCCGCCCGUGGAGCUAACCCCACCCCCUCCUCCACCUCCUCCCCCACCUCCCCCUCCCCCUCCUCCUCCUCCAGCUCCCCCUGUCGCAAUAAAAAAGCAGCAGAGUUUUUCGAUGGGAAAUCAGCCCCCUCCCACCCUGCCCAAGCAGCACAGCUUCUCCUCCAAACCCCUGCCCCUCUCCACAUCCUUGUCGCCCACCCCCUCGCUGGUCAAGCAGAUAGCCAGUCAGUUUCCGGGCUCCUCCCCGACCGCUCCCAACGCCCCCCAGUCGCCCCCCGUGGUUAAAGCUAAACCCAAGUGGCAGCCGGGGGGGCAGGCCCAGCCGCAGUCCCCCGAAUUCCCUCCCCCACCGCCUGAGAGCAGUCUGGCAUUCCCCCCUCCUCCACCGCCCCCUCCCCCGCCACCCGCCCCGACUCCACCCCCGCCCCCUCUCCCGCAAACCAAAACGGGGUCGCCGGUGAAGAGGUCCCCCUCGUCCUCGUCCACGUCUUCGUCCUCGUCCGCCGGGGGCGGAAAGAGGCCCCCCCCGACCCCCCAGCGCAACUCCAGCAUCAGGUCCUCCACGGGGGACCAGGAGGGUAAGAAGGUGGAGAGCCUGCUGAGCCGGUUCGGCCAGCCCUCCACGUCUGCCUCCGGUUCCGCCUCCUCUCCCGCCUCCUCCUCGGGUUCCCCCUCCAAGGACUCCAUGGGACCCCCUGCCCCUCCCAAACCGGGCAAGCUCAACCUGUCCGCGCUGCCCCUGGCCCUGCAGGGCAAAGUGGGGCAGCAGAGGCAGUCCAGCGGGGACUUCCCCUCCCCUCCGUCCGAAUGCGACUUCUUCCCCCCUCCCCCUCCUGAUUCGGAGCUCCUUCCCCCGCCCCCACUCCCCCCGGAUCUGCACGGCGGGGCGCCCAAAGUGGCCGUGGUCAACCCCCAGCCCACCGCCACCUGGGGCAAGAGCUCCCUGAAGAAGACCCCACCCCCAGCGCUCCUCCGCCGCAGCACGCCCACCCCCGAGCCCCCGCCCCUCUCCCCCCCGGCCCAGCAGAUGCCCCCGCCCCCGUUCGGCUCUCCCCUCCCCCCGACCUCCCCCAAGGGCAACCUGUCGGUGCAGCCCAACUUCCUGGAGGACCUGAACCGGACUCUGAAGAGGAAGUCCAUCACCCGGCACGGCUCGCUCACCUCCUCCCGCAUCUCCGCCAAGCUGGAGCCCGUGGCCACCAUGGACGACAUGGCGCUGCCGCCCCCGCCGCCCGAGCUGCUGCUGGAGCCGCACAAGCCGGGCAGCUACAUGUCCGGCAACAUCUCAGGCUAUGCAACAUUACGCAGGGGGCCCCCACCCGCCCCCCCGAAACGGGACCAGAGCACCAAACUGACUCGCGAGUGGUAGAGGGGCUGCCGGAAGCUGAACGUGUGCGUGUGCUGGCUGGGACUGCAGACUGAGGGCCCCUACCUCUCCUUCCAGAAUAUUCUGUCUCUCAUCACAACUCACGCAGGGCUACAGCAAGAGCCCUGUUCCUCAAGUCCAAGAUAAUACUACUUUGUUCCAUGAAGAAAAAAAGAAAAAAACGCAAUCCAAAACCACCAGCUUUUCCGUGUGUUUGUGCCGCUCUGUAUUAAUUGUAGGUAAUCAUACAAAAUAUAACAACAAGAAUGACUUUGCUGCAAUAUUAUUGGUACUGCAUGGACAUCCUUAUGGACACAGUGUAACAUGAGAAACUGUUUGGGGUGGGGGAGGGGAGAAGACGUGGCGACGGACAGAACGAUGCCAUUGGACUUUGGAGGGGAAUAGUUUUAUCUGUUUUUUUUUUUAUAUAAAAUUAUUUAAUACGUGAAAAGAUUUUCUUAUUUUAGAGUUAAGUUUUUUAAAAACCUGGAGAAUAAAGGUUAGCCUGUUUUUGAUGGUGAGCGUGUAUGCGGAAAUGUUGGCUGUGUGUAUGUGAGACUGGCUCUCUGCAGCUCUCUCUGCCUGGUUGUAAAGGGCAAGGGCAGUUAAUGUGGCAGGCACAGGGUUCACUCCUGUACCCACGAUGCCUUGUGGCUCUGUGUGGCCUCCGUGUUUUAUGAAGGAAUGAGGGACUGGACAAACCUGUGAGACGUUUGCUCUAACGCACAGAGGAGACGCGUUGCCCACGACACCGAACUGCAUGAAGCCCUUGAGAGGUGACUGACGUACAACUGGAACGCGAGUGAUGAAGUGAUUCAGAUUACGUUGUGUUUUAGGGACUGUUUAUAUUUUCCUUUUUUUUUUUUUUUUUUUUAAGGUUUGGAGUUGAAUCAAAUGAAACGCCCCCUAAAAGUCCACCCACAGGCUGCUGGGAUGUGUGAUGUGGGUGUGACCUGCUCUGUUGUGUUUUGUGUCGGUCACAUUGCUGUCUGUACAUACUGCAGCUCCUGUCUUUAAGGGCUUCCUUUGGUCCUGUCACGGCGGGGUGGGGGGGGGGGGCGAGCAGAACGGUCAGAUGUGUAGCGGUUUAGGGAAAGAGGUGAGGGGGAAUGUGUCACAUGUCCCGAACGCCCAGUGACGCCACCACUGCCAGCUGACGUCGACGCAGUGCGGAGAGAGCGCGCUCAUGUCCCGGCCUAUCACCUUGCUCUGAGAGCCAGAGAGGAUCAUGGGUACUGGAGUUUGGGAAGUCUCACAGUCAUGCCUUCUGUCUAUAUUUCAAGGGUGCUAGAAACCGAUUCUCUCAGCUGUAACAGUAUCAACACAAAGUAAGCAGUCAUUUUAAAAAACCAAACUGCACGACUUGUGACAGUCCAGCAAUCCUGCGAGUGAAUCCCUGCCGCGGAGACAGACCCGCCUGUCUGAUCACUGUCUCAGUAUUCAUCCGCAGAAAGGGCUCGGUCACGGACUACAACACCUCAAAACCCUGUAAGAAAUGAGCCAGAAGAUCUGAGUUGUGAUUUGUGAUUCAUACGAACAUGUACACGUUGUUUCCUUACCUCUGACUUUGUGUUGAUAGUUGUUUCUUCCCGUAUAUCGUUAUUCUGUUUCAGGUUUUUUCGAUUAUCUACAAGUGAACUGAGUAAUCAUUAAAUUAUUGAAGUAUUGUAUCUGAUCUCGAAGGACAAAGGAGCUCUUUAAAGUCAGGAACAUCUCUGGAAUAUAUAAAUAAAUUGGGAAA